Hippocampus comes (tiger tail seahorse) is the source of this 1062-nucleotide messenger RNA. Its product is annotated as cytochrome c. Bases 138 to 452 code for a protein of 104 amino acids. Lineage: Eukaryota; Metazoa; Chordata; Actinopteri; Syngnathiformes; Syngnathidae. Gene Ontology annotation, molecular function: heme binding; electron transfer activity. The transcript is spliced from 3 exons. The record is from RefSeq and is a predicted model, not a curated record.
ACUACAUGACGUCAUAAGACGGCACCCGUAAGUGGAGUGACCUUCUGUGCGACCGCCACAGCGCGUUCGUGUCUCGUCGCGGAAAGGAGCUUCAAAAAAAUCAUUUUAAUUGAUCGCAUAUUCAACUAGACCUGACUAUGGGCGACGUGGCGAAAGGCAAGAAGGCGUUUGUGCAGAAGUGCGCACAGUGCCACACCGUUGAGGAGGGGGGCAAGCACAAGGUGGGGCCCAACCUGUGGGGUCUGUUCGGCCGCAAGACGGGCCAGGCGGAGGGAUACUCGUACACUGACGCCAACAAGAGCAAAGGAAUCGUGUGGGGUGAGGACACGUUGAUGGUUUACCUGGAGAACCCCAAGAAGUACAUCCCAGGCACCAAGAUGAUCUUCGCCGGCAUCAAGAAGAAGGGCGAGCGCCAGGACCUGAUUGCUUACCUCAAAUCGGCGACAUCAUGAAGUCCGCGUGUGCUUAUUUAACGUUUUAGUUUGUGUUUUAUUUGAUGCAGCUUUCAAGUCACCCCCCCCCCACCCCCCAACAAAAAGUCACGUGUUGAGUCAUUUGUACAGAUGCUGAUGAGAGAGCGCGAGAGACGCACGUGGGACGACUUCUUGGCUCUCGUGCAUGUGGCCAACGCCACCAUUUGUGGAAACUAUUGUGCUUAUGUCAUCAACAUCAUCACUGUUGAGUCAACCGGUUCUGGUUGUUUGGAUUUCAAAUGAAUGUCCCGUUAUUGUAUAGAAAUUGUAUAGCCCCCUCUUCUCCACUAAGGUCCCAAAGCAUUCAAAGUGAGGCACAUUGAAAGGGAGGGAAAAACCCAAAACGUCUGUACGCAUGCACGCCGGCUGAAGGAAGGAGGCGGCUUUGUUAUUUACCUGGUUUCACAGGCCCGAAAGAGUCUUUUAACUUAUUUUACUGCCACUUCAUGUGACCGUCUGUCUGUCAAAUGUUGAUCAGGGGCUGCAACGAAAUACUGUCUGUACAUGGAAGUCGUCAGAAUUAUGAGGCGGCCAACCGGAUGGCUGAAGGAUUAUCUAUUAAACGCAAAAAAACGUCCACCAAUGAAAA